Molecule: messenger RNA, 1096 nt
Organism: Caenorhabditis elegans
Lineage: Eukaryota; Metazoa; Nematoda; Chromadorea; Rhabditida; Rhabditidae
Gene: fbxb-81
Product: F-box associated domain-containing protein
Exons: 2
Coding region: 9-1034 (341 amino acids)
Source: RefSeq, marked reviewed
UUACAAACAUGACGAGUGGUUUUCCAAUUCUUCGAUUACCUUCAAAACCUCUACGUUUUUUACUUCAAACGAUGAAAAUGCUAGAUGUAGUAAGCAUCUCAUUCUCUUCAAAAACUGCAAAACGUCGUGUUGAGGAGUUGAAUAUGAACGUUUCCUGUAUUGAUAUGUAUUUGUCAACGUCAACGAUAAGACUAGUUGUUGAGUUUGAUGGUACUUUUCCAUUGACGUUUCAAAUUCCCGACGAGAUGAUUGAGUCUGAGCCGCGGAAAUUAAACAAAAAACUGAAUUAUAUGAAAGUGAAAAAAGGCCCAAUUCCUGAGGAAACUGAAAUAUUUCAUUGGAAACCGUCGGGAAUUCGUUUCAAAGAGAUCGCAAAUCAUGUUCUUGAAAUAUUCCACAAAUCUGAAUUUUAUAUGCUUAUGAUUACUUACGAUUACGACUACGAAACGUUGUUGCAAGAAUUGAAAGAUUUCAAAAUUUGCAAACUAUUCAUUUCUUCUAAUUUCAUGCAAAACUCCAAGCUUCAUAGAAGCCUAUUGGUUAACUAUUCACGCCAAUUUGAUAAGCUGGCUCUAGACUAUCAUUCAUUGAAACCUAAAGUCUUUCAUUCAAUUGUCAGUCUUAACUACAAUAGUUUCUGUCUGGAAAGAGUUGCCUUGAAACUAGAAGAUUUGUUGGUUUCAAAUAUUUCUGAAAUGCGUAUUGAUAUAAUGCGUAUUGGUACACGAUGUCCCUCAAAGCAACUAUGCUUGUUUCUAAAACAUUGGAUUAAUGGAUCAAACAACCGUUUGGAAUAUCUCGUAAUGAAUCUUCCCGCCAAUUCCACUGAAAACCAAUUUCUUUUGAUUGCCUUAAAUGGUAUUGAAUAUCAAUUGGCACCAACCGACAAGGAGUGGGUUUUUUCCGACAAUCGGCCUAUAAAAACUAUUGUCGUUGAAGCUGGAGGAUUUGAUAUCAGACGGAACGAUGGAACCAUUGCAACUGUCACUGUCGAUGAAACGUUUCAAUAUUUGCGUAUGUUCGUGUGGAAAUGAUAAAUUACUCGAAAACAAGUGUGUACUUCUUUAGUGAUUGUUUUGAAUAAAGUUAUUAAACU